AUGCUCAACGACUAUGGCGUGAAAAUGGCGAGCACGGUGGACCUGCGUGUCCUCGCCGUUUCCAAGGACGCCGUUGCCUCGGCACUCUUGUACGAGGCCAUCCACAAGAACAAGGACCCGACCACGUCCGUGCCUUCUUCACCGUUCGACCCGGCUAUCGGCUUGAAGGUGCGCCUCUACAACGCCAGCCAUUCCGCCUGCGUGGCGGUAGGUCACGUGGUGUCCGACGCCACCGCGGAGGCCGCCCUUCGUCACUGGCAAAGUUCUGCCAAGCUACAAGGGGGUGACCCGGUAGAGGGGUCGCCGAUCUUGGCUGCGCCUGGGGCGGGGGCGGCGGGGGCGGCGCGGGCGGCGCGGGCGGCGUUGCCGCAGUUCAGGGCCUGCACCGAAUGCGGACACCACAAGGGUGCAUACCCUGCUAAACACCCUGGGAAUCGCCGUGGACAUAAGGCGAAAGGUUCAGCGCCCCAGCCCGACGUUGAACCGGCGAAAAAAUGUUUAGUGGACCAGAGCUUGCGGCGUCCAGAGUCGGACAAAGUCUGGAACCCUAAGCAAAGGAAGAGAACGUUUCUGCCCUGCCCGUGCGAUGUAUGCAAGGGCUCAUACGCACACGUGGAGGAUGGUGAUAGUUAGCCUGUACUGCCGGGUCGAAAAGAGCUGGACACACGUAAAAAAAAGUAAAUAUUUGCCUACCGGUUCGAAAGGCCGUUCGGUCAGUUAAGAGUGCACUAAUUGUACGGCAGUCGCCCAGAAUUUCGGAUGGUAAAGGAAACUAACAAACCGCCCACGAUUGAGACAUCAGAUACACCACGGCUGCCCAGGCGAUGUGUGUGUGUGUGUGUG
This is a messenger RNA of Ectocarpus sp. CCAP 1310/34, 843 nucleotides long. The record is from the annotation of a GenBank genome assembly. NCBI's taxonomy places the organism in Eukaryota, Phaeophyceae, Ectocarpales, Ectocarpaceae.